CAAGGUUACAAUGAAGGUAGAUCAGCAGUUCUUGCGAUGACACGCUGACCUUUCCAAAAUGGCGGACGCGUCGACGUAUCACAACAGCAGCUAAUAUGGCGUCUGCUCAUUUGGACUACUAGGUAUCCCACACUGCAUUUCGGGAAACGAAAACAGCAGUGAAUGGCGGCGCUCGCUCUCCGCAGAGCAACUCGGAGCUUCUCAGUGAGGAACAUCUGCUACCCGAACCGGCGUUUUUCUGGUGUUUAAGCUCGUUUCAGCUCGUUUCUGUACGCGAAAAUGAGGUGAAAUGUAGCCGAUAGACGUCUCAACAUGAUGAGGUUGAAAGUGAGCCGUGAGAGGUGUCGGUUCGCAGGAAUACUCCGUGUUUAUUCGGUGAAAUGAGAUGAAGCAGCCUGCUGGAUUGUCACUCUUGUGUUAGUCUAGUCUUUCCUUUUCCUUUUCCUUUUCCUUUUCCUUUUCAGCACAUUCUCCUGUAAAAGACUGUUUUUUUUUUUUCCUAUCUGGAUCAAAAGAUAAUCGAAUUAACCGACUGUGUCUGGCCGAAGAGAAAGAAGGAGAAAGAGGAGGAGGCAGGAGGCAGGAUUUUUUCUUUCCAGCUGGGGAAUGAUAAUAUGUCAAGACGAAAACAGACCAACCCUUUCAAAGUGAAUUGUAGGUAUCACAGGGCCGUUUCACAUGACAGGCUUCUCUGGCCUACAGCACGCUUCAGAGAUGGAGGCGAAAGACGACUUUGCUGACAACUCUGCACGCCACAGCGCCGACUGCGGAGACCUGGACGAGCAGGACGGCACCACCGAUGACAGCGACAGCGACUUGGACAAAGAGAACUCCUCCAGCUCCUCGGCUGAUGACAACAUGACGUGUCAUAAGGCGAGCCAGUGCUCCGUUCACAGUGGAGGCAUGAAGGAGGAGAGCGAGAGGGAGUCAGACCUGGGGGGUAAUUACGCAUGUCCCAUCUGCACUCUGGAGUUCGGCAGCGCAGAUCAACUCAUUGCACACGUCUACCAGCACACAUCGACGGUGGGUAGCAGUAAGAGUUACGUGUGCCCGGUGUGUGGACGAGCUCUCAGCUCACCGGGCUCUCUCGGACGUCACCUCCUCAUUCACUCAGACGACCGACUCUCCAACUGUGCGGUGUGUGGAGCUCGCUUUACCGACACCAAGAACUUCAACAGGGAAAAGCUGAAUGACUUCCUCAGUGCCAGUGAUUUAGGGAGCAGCAGCGGAGAUCAGACCUGCUCUAUGGUCCAGGCCGUGUCCGUGUCUGAUGGUCACAUGUCCAUCCAAGGGGCCAAUCACAGAACCUCUCUAGGUUCAGGCUUCCCCCCGCUCCCGGGCAGCCUCCUGUCCUCCGGAUCUUCACUGCCCUCUUUCCCCGACACCCUCAACCCGCUCCCCGACUUGUUAAACCCCAUGCCCGUGUAUCCAGCAGGCGUGCUGCUGGUGUGUAACAGCUGUGCUGCGUAUCAGCAGCUGGCGGGCAGUCCGUCCUCGGAGAUGAGAAAGUGGGCAUCACGGCGCAGGAACGAACCGGCCGAGGCGCGGAUGCAACGACUGGAACGCGAACGCGUGGCCAAGAAGAGCAAGCGCGAGCGCGAGACGCCCGAGGAGCGCGAGCUGAGACGGUUACGCGACCGCGAGGCUAAGCGCAUGCAGCGGCUGCAGGAGACGCAGGAACAGCGAGCGCGCCGGCUGCAGCGAGACCGCGAGGCCAUGCGCCUCAAACGCGCCACCGAGACGCCCGAAAGGAGACAAGCGCGGCUGGUGCGCGAACGAGAGGCUAAGCGGCUCAAGCGGCGACUUGAUAAGAUCGAACCAGCGUUGCGCGCGCAGAUCGAGCACGAUCCCGCCGCCGUGGCCGCGCUCACCGCCGACGUCAACCUCUUCCAGUUCCCCUUCCCCGUCCCCGUCUCCUCCAUGGACAACGGGCUGUUUAUGAAACUUCCCUAAUCCGACGGAAACGCAAAGACUAGCGGGCGCGUCAGAUUGUAUUGAGAUCAGAUUAUUCCAAGACUGCUUUGGACAGUCACAUGGUCACUGGCGAACGCUCUACAUCUAUUUAUAAGCAGGUGAUAUUCGUCCCGAGGUGAAAGUAGAAAUGCUGU
Messenger RNA from Ictalurus furcatus (blue catfish), 2108 nucleotides. RefSeq names its product zinc finger protein 821 (gene znf821). Gene Ontology annotation, molecular function: RNA polymerase II cis-regulatory region sequence-specific DNA binding; DNA-binding transcription factor activity, RNA polymerase II-specific. Lineage: Eukaryota; Metazoa; Chordata; Actinopteri; Siluriformes; Ictaluridae. Gene Ontology annotation, cellular component: nucleus. The record is from RefSeq and is a predicted model, not a curated record. The transcript has 6 exons. Bases 679 to 1953 code for a protein of 424 amino acids. Gene Ontology annotation, biological process: regulation of transcription by RNA polymerase II.